Molecule: messenger RNA, 5613 nt
Organism: Gordionus sp. m RMFG-2023
Lineage: Eukaryota; Metazoa; Nematomorpha; Gordioida; Chordodea; Parachordodidae
Product: mediator of RNA polymerase II transcription subunit 23-like
Exons: 22
Coding region: 118-5613 (1831 amino acids)
Biological process (GO): positive regulation of gene expression; regulation of transcription by RNA polymerase II
Cellular component (GO): mediator complex; transcription regulator complex
Source: RefSeq, a predicted model, not a curated record
AAAUUUGAUAUAGGUUAUCAUGUGUCCUAUCAAUGUGUGAGAUUUGACUGGUAACGUGAUCUCUGAUAAGUCGUCUCAUUUUGGAAAACGCAGUAUAUUUCAUUAAUUUAACUUAGAAUGAAUAACGCCGAAAUUUCGUUUUUGCCCAUACAUUAUCUAAAAGAAAAUUUAUCAAAUCCUAAUAUUGCACAGAACGAUGAAUUUAUUGAUUUAGAUGUUUUUCUUAAAAUUAUGGCACAUUCUGUUAAAAACAUUCGUUUAUUUUUAAAAUUACUGAUUGAAAAUGACCCUAAAGCAAUAAAUUUAGAAAGAUUCUCAAAAUAUCAAAUUAAAGACUGGAUUUUGAAAAAAUAUACUCUUAAGUCAUUUUUUAUUACAUUAAUCAACCAUGAAUGUUUAAAUCUACAAUGUAAUGAAUUUUGGUGUGAUACAUUUACAGUAAUUUUUAAAUAUCUAAAUCAGAUGGAUUAUAAGGGAGUUAGAGAUAUAAUCAAUCCAAUAUUCCAAAAAUAUAAUCUCAUCCCGGAAAUUAUUCAUAAAGAUAUGGCAUCUCAGUUUAUAGCAAUACGAACAAUAUUUGAUAUUGUUUUAAAUCAAGAUAUAUCAGCCACGAUUUUGCCAUCCUAUCUUGUCGUUAACGAACUAAGAAAACUAACAACCCUCAGUUUUUCAUUUGAUUACCAUACGUUAUUAAGUUUGGAAAAACAUUAUCUUAAUUUCGCAUCAUCCCUACCUCAUUGGUCAUUAGCAUCAUCAUUUUAUGAAUAUGUUAAUAUAUACAAAUCUUUAGGUCAUAUUGUAUCCAUAUCCGGUCGUCAAAAUUUUUAUCCCAUUUUAGGAUAUUCAUCAGCUACUAAUAUUGCAUGGCGAUUAGAUUCAAAUACCUUUAAAUUUCCUAUCAGAGGAUUUUUACCGUACUCAAUUCAAUAUUCAGUUCCUCAAAGCUAUAUGAUUAAAUAUAUAUUAAAACAACCUUAUUCUAGAGAUUUGGUCUGCAAUAUAUUGGGAUUAAAAAAACAACAUAAAAUAAGAUGUCCUUUAUUAGAAGAAGCGCUUGCUGACAUAAUAUUGGAGGUUAUGUUAUUAGAAAUUUAUGAAAAAGAUAUUGGUUUAAUAGCUAAAUUAAAUAAUUAUGACUCAAUAAAUUAUUUCAAUCCCUAUCAUUUGAUAUGGCAGCAUCUUUCAUCCCAAGUCAUCUUUUUUGUACUUUUCCAAUUUUGUAGCUUUUCACGUUUAAUCGAUUAUCUCACUUCAAAAAUUGAUAUGACACUUACCAUUUAUAUGCAAAGACAUGGUCUUGAAUCCAAUCCUCUAAAUAAAGCAUUCAGCGUUCUUAAAUUAUUUGAAGAAUCCAGAUAUCAAUUAUCUUGGUUAUUAUUACAAUUCAUAUCGGGUAGCAUACAAAAUACACAAGCUCAGGAGUUUUUAUCGCUUAUUCCUUUAUUUAAUUUACUUUACCCAGAAUCACCUGACUAUAUAGAUACAGGUUUAGGGAAUCUUAGUAAACCCUUACCUAUACCCAAACUUAUAUUGUCAGUUAAUACAAACAAUUUUAAAGACAAUCACAAGCGAGGUACUAGUGUAAGAUACAUGUCUGGCGCUUGUAUAUGGAUGCAUAUUGCUAAAAAAUUUAGACAAUCACAUACGGCUGCUGAAAAUGAUUAUAAAGAACAAAAUUUUACUGACCCUCUGAAUCUCAAUGAUAUUAAUUGCUUUAAAUUUGGAGAAGACAAGACCCUAAAAAUCCAAAACAAUGACUAUAACAUCUUGAAUAUCGGUGAAGAUAUAUCAGCGUCAAAAACACCAUAUAAUUGGCCCAUACCUUUUGCCUUCUCCAUACAUGCUCGAUUUAUACAAGGAAUUUGGAACAUGAUUAAUUCACUAAACAUCAAUUCUUCAAUUUACUUUAAUGAUCCAUCUUAUGAAUAUGAUAUAAUAAUUGAUGAUGAAAUUUACAAAAUUGAUACUAAUAUAUAUUUUCACCCAAACCCGGAACAUUUAUCCCAUAUCAACAGUUCAACAAAUAAUUCAUUACAAAGUGAUAAUUAUAUAACGAAUUACAUACAUCCCUUAUUAUGCAAUGCAUUUAGCACUAGUGCUGAAUAUUUCACAUUAUCUAUGUCUAAAAUAGUGGAAUUUAUUUUAGGUCCGCAAAUAAAUCAUAAUCCCCCCACCACACUUAAUAUUUUUAGAAACGAUAUGACAAUUCCCUUAUCGAUGCAAUUUUUAGAUUCAUUAAGUGUUCAUGCCAAAAUGAGCCUGAUCCACAAUAUUGUUACAAGUAUUUUGAAAACAUUACAGUUAAAAUCAAAUACAACUUACCUUUCUUGUGGUUUACUUGAGACUUAUAGUCGUUUACUUGUUUAUAUGGAAAUUGAAUCUCUUGGAAUAAAAGGAUUUAUUACUCAUCUUCUGCCUAACAUCUUUAAAAAUCAAUGUUGGUCCGCUGUUUUUUCACUGCUUGAAAUGUUCAACCAUAGAUUACAUUACAUACAACCUCAUUACAAAUUUCAAAUGCUUAGCUAUUUGCAUUCAUUAAUGUAUCAUCUCUCAAUGGCCGCUUGUAGAGUAAAUGGAAUUUCCAACUUAAAUAUCAAUCAAAUGCUUCAAUUGCAUUCCUGUAUGGAGAAUUUAGUUUUACAUAUUGUUAGUGGAUUGAAUAAUUUUGAAAUUCAGCCUCAAAUUUCAAGAUUUCAAGGGGAUUACAAAAAUAUAAUAUCGACAUAUUCUGAAGAAUUAAAUAAAGUUUUGGUAUUAACGCUUGCCAAAGCUAUUCAUUUCACGGGGGGUCAUGAAAAUUUGUCUGGAACAUGGUUUUAUGAUCUCAUGAAUACUAUUAUGCAUCAAACUCCCCACAAUUGGUCCAAUCAUACUCUAUAUCAUUUUCCAUUAUCUUUAGAUUUUGUAAAUACAACCGCAGAUGUGACGAAUUAUUUAAGUUCUUUACUGACAAACACAUCACUUGCGGAUGAUAAUUACUCUUCCCCUAAAGCCCUAAUAUUGUGUUUGGUAUGGAAAUUGGGUGUAGAACGAAAAUUAAAUAAAAAACAAUUAGAGGUGAAUACAGGUGAAAAUACCAAUAUCAAUCCUAAUAUUGACAUGCCAGAUUAUGAUGGUCAAGCCAUCAAAAAUCUAUUAUAUAGCUGUGAAAAUAUUGGAAAUUCACAAUCAAACAAUUUAUUUUUAUCUAUAUCAUUGCUAACUCGAUUAUUUGCUGAAUAUCUGAUAUCCGAAUUUUCAAAUUGCACCACAUCUUCAACAAAUUAUUUAAACAAGCUUCCAACUGUAGAUGAUAAUCAAAAAGUCUCUUCUAAUACAGCUACAAAUAAUAAUAUGAAUCAUAAUCAAAACGCCUUAAUGGUUUCUAAAUAUCUUGAAUCUUUGAAUGAGCUAAUAUGGGUUAAGGGAUUGAUACCUUUAGAUCGACUGCUUUUGGUUUUAAUAUUGAAAGAUAACCCUAGCGUUAAUAAUACUAACAAGUUUAGUGAUUCCCACAACAUCUCUAAUAGCAAUAACAUCCAAAAUAUAUCAUCACAAAUGGCUCUAUUUAUAGCGCAAUUAUUGUUAUUAAAACCUCCGGAUUUCCUAUCGCAACGAUAUAAUGAUUUUCUUAUAACUUAUCCUCAUAACCAUUGGGUUUAUCAAGAUUGGCAUAAAAAGCACGUGCACUUUACAAUUAAAUAUCCAGAACGAUAUUAUGGGGAAUGUGACAAUAGCGAGACAUUUAAAACAAAUUCUGGAUUUCCUGUUCUUUUCGGCAAUAUAUACUAUAGAUUGAUUCCGAUUAUAGAUAUACUAAUACAUCGUUAUUUGGAGUUACCUGGAAUGUACAAAUCGCUCGGUACCUUGUUGGAUCGCUUAAGUGAAUUGUACCGUUAUCACCCACGUCCCUUAAGCUAUCUUUAUUCUACAUUAUUUUAUUUCAACGAGAGAAGAUUUCAUAAUAUCGAUAAUAACUCGCAUUUAGAACAUUCUGGUGUAAUUGUCAAGGGAAAAUUGACUAAGGCUAUAUUUAAUGCUUUGGUCGACAAAUGUGAUAAUAGUAUUAUUCCGAAACAAUGGUAUGCAACAACAGAAUUUAAUAAUUAUCUUAACAAUCUUGCAAAAUUUCAAUCGAAUACUAAUAUUCUGAACAUUUAUAGAGAUCAUGCUAAUAAUAACCCUAUUAAUAAUAAUAAUAAGGUAUUAUUUACCUUAGAUUAUUAUAGAAAUCUUUAUCAGCGAUUAGUUAAAGCUUUAGAUAGUAAUUCGCCAUUUCCAUCAUUUGAUUGGAGAUUUAAUGAAUUUUCAAAUGAAACACUACAUUACAUUCAUGUAAUAUGUAUAGAGUUAUUAUCUCUUCCUGCUAACGGACAAACUAUUGCCAAAGAUUUGAUUAAUACAUUUAUAAUAAAUCAUCAUUUAGUGCCCUUUUUUGAAAUCGAUUAUCAACAUUGGUUUAAUGCUAUAGCUUUAACAUUAGUUGGUUUACCAGACAGUUACUCUUCUGGUAUAUAUAAUGAAAUAGAAGAACAAAUGGAAAUGAUAUUUUGUGAAGGAAAAGAUCAUCUAAUUAUAUUUGAUGAUAUUUUUGAUGAGGUAUUAUUGAGUGAUAAUGGCAGAAAUAAUCUUACAUCAACCAAAUUAAACGAAACCUUUUGCAAAAAAAAGCGAUUUAAAUCUGAAAAUUCUAAUCCAUAUGAAACGAACGAAGAAAAUAUUAUAUCGCCUAUUUUUAAAUUUUCGAUUUUCAAAGGCAAAUUCAAUAACACGCAUUCUUUUCCAAAUAAAUUUCUUCGCAAUAAGUUUUAUGACUUCGAUAACCUUUCUUCUAAAUAUAAUUGUAAAAAAAACACAACAUUACCUGCUCAUUUAAAAAAUAAUCCUGAUUGGAUCAAAUCUAAAAGCUGCUGUCUUAUAAAAUUGGCCCACGCCUUGUGGCUUCAUUCUAACAUAGGUCAAUUGAGCAUGCUUCCUAAAUUCGUCAGAGAAAGGCUUAAACCAAAAAUUAAAUCAGAGAAUCAAUAUCUAUAUUUGUGUCAUUUGAUUGGGCCAUUCUUGCAACGGUUUCAUCUUGAACGUACCAGAUGCUUACUCGAAUUAACAAUCGAAUUUUAUGAAAUUUUAGAAAAUGUCGAUUAUUAUUAUCAUGACUUGCAACAGAAAAAUAUCGUUGAAAACAUUUCGGAUAACAAAUUGGAAACAACAAGCUUCAGUUCAAUCGAUAAUAAUUUUGCCUUUAAACAUGUCGAUAUGAUUUGUGGAUUUUUAUAUCAUAUUAAAUACAUGUUUACCGGUGAUGGCAUAAGAAACGACGUCGAAAAAUAUAUUAAAAAUUAUAAAAACGAUAAAUUAAGAAGUCUACUUAGUUUUAUUUGCUCGACCAAUAAUCCCACCUCAUCAAUAAAUACUAUUUCAUCUAACAAAAAUAGAAUUCAGUCUUUAUCGGAGCAAUCAUACUUAGAACCAAGUUUCAAUAUGUAUAAUGAUCAAGACAAUAAUAAAAAUGAUUUCAUUCACUUAAAUGUCAAACCAGCUCAUACAAUAGUAUCCAAUAUUCAAGAUCCGAAUAACAAAUCAUUUUUAAAUGUUAUUGGUGAAGAUAAUCUUAAAACAAAUACCGAUUUCUUAUGA